AUGGCGGCUGCGAAGUGGUUAUGCUUCGUUUGCUGCAUGUGGAUUCUUUCCACAGCCGGAACGUCCGGGACAUUCGCCAUUUACUCACCCGUUCUGAAAGCCGUAGCAGGCUAUGAUCAGAAGCACAUUCAGGCUCUAGCCGUUGCCAAGGAUGUUGGAGAAAGCGUCGGUCUAGUUGCGGGUAUCUUGUGCGACUGGCUACCAGGGUGGCUUAUGCUUCUGGUUGGUGCACUGCACUAUCUGACUGGAUUUGGUGGUCUAUGGCUCGUAGCUUCGCAGCGCAUUCAGCCGCUACCAUUCUGGCAGAUGUGCUCGUUAAUUCUAGUUGGAGCUCAGGGGACCGCUUGGUUCAACACAGCAGCUCUCGUGACCUGCAUACGCAAUUCUCCGAGAUCGCGAGGACCAGUUGUUGGCGUCCUGAAAGGACUGGUUGGCCUUUCGAAUGCCAUUCUCUCUCAAGCUUACUCAGCUUUUCUAGCUCCAAACCAGCCGUCGUUUCUAUUGGUCCUUGCCGUCGUGCCUUUGGCAGUUGCCGUUCCAACCAUGAGCUUUGUCAGGUCAGAAAACCGGGUCUUGUACGAUGAUAUUGAGGAGAAAAAGAGCUUUGAGAAAGUCGUCAUGUCCUGCACGGGCCUGGCAUGCUACCUUCUUGUUGCAAUCUUCGUUGAAGAUCAGAUGGAACUAACAUCUCAGAUCCGGGCAUGGAUUUUUGCUGGAAUGCUGUUCUUUCUGGUUACACCUUUGGCUGUGCCGGCUGCGCACUUCUUUGAAGAGCUUCACCUUAAUUUCAUUGACACUUCAAGAAGAGAUGAACCGUGCGACGGAGAGGUGGAUAUAAGAGAGGCUGAUGACAAACUUCAACCCCUAAUUCAUCGAGUGUUAAGCACAGACUCCAUAUUUUCCGACUUCAGUCCAUCUGAAACACCAGCUGACGAUGGGAAAGAAAACCAGCCUCUACAUUGCAGUCCACAUGCUUAUUUGAGUUCAGAAUUGUGUGAUCAGGAGUCGGGGGACUCUCAAAAAGGUUUGUUGGUGCCUGACCAGGAGAGGACUUACAACUCUCACCCAGUCCUGGAUGUUCAUCAUAGGGGACUGGACGAAGCUGUUCACAGACAGCUGAACAGAAGGAGGAGUUCCCAGAUCCUCUUAGCAGUGGGAGAAGGUGCUGUACGGACGAGAAGGAAGGGUCCGAGACGUGGUGAAGACUUCACACUUGUUGAAGCUCUUCGAAAGGCUGAUUUUUGGCUGCUUGUGUUCUCGUACAUUUGUGGCUGUGGAUCUGGGUUGACUGCAAUCAACAACUUGGCACAGAUGGCAUCCUCCCAGGGCUACAGCCGGGUGCAACUGUUUGUGUCGCUGGUUAGCGUGUGGAACUUCAUUGGCCGCCUUGCUGGAGGUUAUUGCUCCGAGCACCUCGUCAAGACUUAUCUCCUUCCAAGGCCACUGCUGCUUCUUGUGGCACAGCUUGUUAUGUCAGCUGGUCAUGCCAUUUACGCGAUAGCCUUCCCAUACUCUUUGCACAUCGGCUCACUCAUUGUUGGGCUUUGCUAUGGUGUUCACUGGUCUGUGAUGCCUGCAACCGUGAGUGAGCUCUUUGGCCUGAAGAAUUUCGGUCUAAUAUUCAAUGCAGUGGCGGCUGCCACUCCAAUUGGUUCGUACUUGUUUUCAAGCCUGAUCGCCGGGUACCUUUACGACUACGAAGCGCACAAGGGUAAUGGUGUAAGCACUGCUAUUCUGAAAAAGAUAUGCCGCGAAAACGGCAUACCCAAGUGGCCCUUCAGAAAGAUCGCAUCGGGCAUGACGAUAGAGGAGAUCAAGCGAGACGCAGCAGCAGCUGUAGCAGACGAGCAAGCAGCAGGCACAACCACCGGCACCACCAGCAGCACCGGAGACACAUCCCCCCACUCCUCCUCCCCCACUCCCCCUCCUGCAUUCUCCUCCGCCCACUCCCACCACCCCUCCUCCCACCUCUCACCCGUUCCCCAGUCCCCCUCCACCGCCCACCUCUCACCCGCUUCCAAAUCCCUCCCCACUGCCCAUCUCUCCGCACCCUCACCUACCCUGCAGCACCCCCCUCCACCAGGCAUGCACGCUCCUUCUACCCAUCCCUCUCAUCCCUCCCAUGCGCCAUCUCCUGCCCUAGCCUCCUCUCUGCCCUCGCUCACCCCGCUGCUGCCAGGAGCAGGCAUGCAGGUGCCAGUGGGUGUUUCCCCCUAUGCACUCAGGACUCCUGCUGCUGCUCUCCCUUCCACUGCAGCUGCUGCUGCUCCUGUUGCUGCGAGUGCUGCUUCUGCUUUCUCCCAGCCCGUGCUGGCAUCGCAGUGA
Messenger RNA from Closterium sp. NIES-65, 2325 nucleotides. NCBI's taxonomy places the organism in Eukaryota, Viridiplantae, Streptophyta, Zygnematophyceae, Desmidiales, Closteriaceae. The record is from the annotation of a GenBank genome assembly.